AAAGCCUUUUAAGAUUAAAGAAUAAACAUUUCCAUGGAAUUUUAUAUAUUUUACGGUUGUUAUGCAUUUAUUCGUUGUUAAGCGUCUUUUCUGGUUGAUAUACGGAGUAAACCUGAUUUGUGCCCUGGGGCAGUGCUUGUUUAUUACACCUUUCCGAUUGUUGAGAUUGAGACAGGUGAUUUUUUUAUUUACCAUGGCAACGUUGAGUUAGGUUUGAAAUUAUUAAACUUGGCAACGAAAUAUUUUAAAAUUUCCAUAGCAACGUAAAAAUUAAUAAAUUUCCAUAGCAACAAAAAUAACCCUUCCCAUAGCAACAAUGGCCUUCCUCUGCCCCGUUCGAAUCAGGAGUCAAAAGAGCAAAAAGAAAGCCCACCCCCUCGACCCCAUAACCCUAGACCCCUCACCCCCCACCCCCCUGACCCCCCAGGAACCCAUCGGCCGAAUCACAGGCUCUUCCUCCAUAGAAACCUUAGUCCGCGUGGGUCUGACCACACCCCCUCCGACGACCACACCCCCACAAACCACCCACGUCGUCCUGCACGAUUUCACCCCCUGCGUCGAUGAUGAAUUGGAGGUUAAACGGGGGGAUUUGGUUUUGCUGCUUUAUCGGGAACAUGACUGGGCCUAUGUCGUCAUGGAAACGGGGAAUAAAGAGGGGUUUAUCCCCUUUGGGUAUUUGGGGGAGGGGGGGGGAGGGUGGGGGGAGGGGGAUGAUAAGGGGGAGGAGUUUUGCAAGUCCCCCCACCCGCACCCCUACAUCACGCUCUACACGUUCCACGCCUGUAACGAGAACGACCUGACCGUCCUCCGCGGCCAACUCCUCACCGUCUUAAAUAAGGACGACCCUGACUGGUUCUGGGUCUGCCGUUCCCAUGACAACCAAGAGGGCUUCGUACCCUCCGCAUUCGUCUUCCCCUUCAACUACCUCAAAGAAGAACAGAGCAAAAAGGAAGUUACGAAACUUUGCGAGGUUAACAACAGGCGGGAGGUGGACAGGAAUUUGGGAACGGAGCUGGUCCUCCUGUACGAUUACAAAGCCCAGGCGCCGGACGAUCUGAGCGUGAAGAGGGGCGACUGGGUUUACGCGGAUUUAGAGGGGCAGACCGUGGAGGGGUGGCUGUGGGCGUGGUCACCGAAAAGCCGGAAGUACGGGUUUCUGCCCAGGGCCUAUGCCAGGGUUCCCGUCAUGACGAGUUUGUAAUUUAUUUUUUAGGAAACGCGCGUUGCCAUGGAGAUUUUAUUUAAUAUUUGUAAUUUAAUAAACUCAUAAUUAAUAAAAAAAAUAUUUAAACUCA
Messenger RNA from Folsomia candida, 1295 nucleotides. RefSeq names its product SH3 domain-containing protein Dlish (gene Dlish). NCBI's taxonomy places the organism in Eukaryota, Metazoa, Arthropoda, Collembola, Entomobryomorpha, Isotomidae. The record is from RefSeq and is a predicted model, not a curated record. Gene Ontology annotation, molecular function: protein binding. Bases 317 to 1201 code for a protein of 294 amino acids. The transcript is spliced from 6 exons.